AUGACUCGCUGCCGGUAUCCGAGUCGGAUCCGGUUGGGUUUCCGAAUCGGAUAUCUUCCCAUUCAAGAGCAGAUCACGAGUCGCAAUGGGCGUCCUGUGUUGCCCAUCGCCAAGAAAGACAAGUCCCGUCCUGGUCUGGAACUGAAAGAAGGAACAACAGGGACGUUAUUGGUAAUGGUCAUUCUUGGAGUAAUACAUUACCUAACCGGGGGUGGACCUACAAACGCCUAUCAUCAUGUCACGAGUUCCGAUGGCCCCGUCCGCUGGAUGAUACUUAUUUUAGCGGCUCCCGCGCCUGUUGAAGAGAAGUCGAAACUAGUCCGUAUCUAG
Molecule: messenger RNA, 330 nt
Organism: Marasmius oreades (fairy-ring Marasmius)
Lineage: Eukaryota; Fungi; Basidiomycota; Agaricomycetes; Agaricales; Marasmiaceae
Exons: 2
Coding region: 1-330 (109 amino acids)
Source: RefSeq, a predicted model, not a curated record